Clupea harengus (Atlantic herring) is the source of this 3952-nucleotide messenger RNA. RefSeq names its product ubiquitin specific peptidase 30 (gene usp30). Gene Ontology annotation, cellular component: nucleus; cytosol. The record is from RefSeq and is a predicted model, not a curated record. Gene Ontology annotation, molecular function: cysteine-type deubiquitinase activity. Lineage: Eukaryota; Metazoa; Chordata; Actinopteri; Clupeiformes; Clupeidae. Gene Ontology annotation, biological process: protein deubiquitination.
AUGCGCCAAAUGGUGGCUAAUCUGCCAAUAACCCGAAGAAGAAGGAGAAGAAGAAGAAUUACUAUUUUGGCAGUUAUGUGCAGGAGAGUGAAGGAGCUAAAUUGGUUGUUAGGAACUGCUCUGAGAUCGUAUUAAACCACUUACGACAAUCAGUAAAUUAGUACUGACAAUGUCACAACAUCGCUCCAGAAUGGUUUGAGAAUGAGUUAACGUUACGUAUGGCUCUGGUGAAAUGCGACAGACCAAGGUCCUAAGUGCUCCACGAAACGUCUCUGAAUUUACCCACCCUGGUUCCAGGAAGUAGCCUAGGUAGACACAAGGCCAGGAUGUUGAAGAGCUGGGGCCUCAUUGGUGGAAUAGUGGCAGCUAUGGCAGCUGGAGUUUAUGUCCUGUGGGGGCCAAUUUCAGACAAGAAGAAGAUGAGAAAAGGUUUGGUGCCUGGCUUGCUGAACUUGGGGAAUACUUGCUUCCUGAACUCUUUGCUUCAAGGCUUGGCAUCCUGUCCUUCCUUCAUAAGAUGGCUUCAGGAGUUCUCAGGCGCAGGGCAGGGCAGGCUUGAGAAGGCCAAUGAGCUGUCCACAACUUUGGUGCAACUACUCAAAGCUCUGUCCAGCCAUAACCCUGUAGAGGAUGAUGUUUUGGAUGCGGGGUGCCUCCUGGAUGUCCUAAGACUCCACAGAUGGCAAAUCAGUUUAUUUGAAGAACAGGAUGCUCACGAGCUCUUCCAUGUCCUCACCUCCUCAUUGGAGGAGGAGCGUGACCACCACACCGCGGUCAUCCACCUGUUUGAUAUGCAAUCUCUGGAGAGUUCCUCUGAGUCAAGAGAAAACAGUUUAUCCUGCAGAGGUCGAGGACCGUUGCAUUCCAUGCCAAGUCUGUGGAGGAACCAGCACCCUUUUCAUGGCCGCCUGAUGAGUUAUAUGGCUUGCAAGCAUUGCAAACAACAGAGCCCAGUUCGAUUUGACUCGUUUGACAGCCUUUCACUCACUAUCCCCUCUGCACAAUUGGGACGACCUGUCACUUUAGACCAGUGUCUGCAACAUUUCAUUUCAUCAGAGACCAUCAGAGAGGUGGAAUGUGUUCAUUGCACAAAGAUGCAGGCAGCAGAGUCUUUGAAUGGACAUGUUGGUGAAAAUCAGAGGACAACUUUCAUUAAGCAACUGAAACUUGGCAAGCUCCCCCAGUGCCUGUGCAUCCACCUGCAGAGGUUAACCUGGUCCAGCGAGGGCACCCCCAUCAAGAGGCAGGAGCACGUCCAGUUCACAGAGUAUCUGUCCAUGGAUCGCUACAAGCACACCGCCUCUCCUUCGAGCCUGCAGCAGACUAACUCCACCGCCCAGUCUGUUCAUCCCCAGAGCAGUGGUAUAGAAUACUGCGACAUCAAGCCUGUUUCCACCGGACGCUUUCCUUCAGUUUUUCUGCAGUCUCCUACCUUAAGCCAUCCUUUCAACUCAGCACAUGACUACUACAGGAGUUCAGAGUACCUCUUCAGAUUGACAGCGGUGCUGGUUCACCAUGGGGAUAUGCACUCUGGACACUUUGUUACCUACAGACGUUGUCCAGCUUCUCCCCGAUGCCCCUCUCCAUUCAGCUCUCAGUGGAUAUGGGUGUCUGAUGACAGUGUCCGUAAGGCCAGCCUACAAGAGGCUCUGUCAUCAAGUGCUUAUCUUCUCUUCUAUGAAAGGGUCCCUAAGCCUAGCCUCCCUACGGAAGAGUAGGGCGGAGGGACGACAAAGGAAGGUUGUCCGUUGGAUUCUUCUGGGACCAAAACACCUCGUGUGCCAUAGAGUAAAAGCCCUCCCUGCCUGUCAUUGUGUACAGCAUCAUUUGACUAAUGUACUCAAUAUCUUUCAAACCUUGUUACAUGUCAAUCUUACAAAUAUGUGAACACAUUACAUGGCUUGCUAUUACAGAUCUGGUAUCAUACAUGAUCCAUAUUAACCCUAACCCUCUGUCAGAGAGAUGUAUGACCCCACUUGACCAAAUGGCAUAGAAACAGGACUCUUGCUCUUGCUCUUGAACUCGAUCUGAACCAAAGUAUUUUUGAUUCCAUGGCCAUGAAGAGGUUUAUUGUGCUACUGUAAGGUAACAAGUCAACACAUUGUUUCAAAUGUAUAUGGCAGUCAUACUCAGUGUAACAUCAUGGAGUCCCACCAGCCAGACAUCGGGGCACUGGGCAGUGUGGGCCACGUUGGGUCUCAUCGGGUCUCAUCAUGGCCCACCACAUAGCAUUGCAUUUGGGAGCUUUAUUUUCAAAUGAAGUGUCUAAAAUGAAGGAUUUUUUUUGUUUCAAUAUGGUAAUUGUGGUUGCUCCGUAAAUCACUAAAUGCUAAGACAGAAUCUCAAUUGCUUUUCAUGGUGUAUAUCUUUCAACAAACGUGCAUCCCCUCCUGAGACGGGUGCCAUGAACGAGUGUUUCCAUGACGGUGAACAUGAUGCCUACAAGCUACCCAUGCUAUUCACUGCUUGUGAUUCUCCUGUGCGUUUCAGUAAAAAACUAAAACACAUGUAAUUCUACACUUCUACCGUCUAUGAUUUCCACGUCAUAAAGGCAGUUAAGUGCUUCGUGUGGGCAGUACAGUACAGUACAGUGACAGAAAUCAUCCAUAUUCUCUGCUGGUCCUCAUCAAAAUCAAUAGCGCCCUGUCUGUCCUUUUAUCUGACAGUGAUGCACAUAUUUUUGUCAUCGGUAGGUGUUUACUUGUUUAAUACUGAAUGAAAGGGAGUUUAAAAUAAAAGGUUAAUUAUUCUAUAUUAUCAGAGCUUAUUUUGAACUGUGUGGUGUCUAGAAGAACGGGGUCCAGACCUGCUGGUAGUGACAUAAGUUCACUCUUCUGACAGUUAAUAGUAAAGCCAGAGACAAGACAGCAAUGACAUCUGCACAUAGGGAUAUUUUAUGGUCGACACUGCCGAGCCUACCUGGUGAUCGCAAAUACAAAAAGAAGUGGAGACAGCGGACCUCCCUGCCGAGCACCCCUCUGUAGGGAGAAGGGCUUCGACCGCUCUUGGGCUGAGAUUUUGUAAACUGCGUUCAUCAAACGGGUUUUUUAACACCAGUAUAAGAAACUCUAUGAAACGUUUGUUAAACUUUCUAAUUCAGGUUCUCUGCGAAUCUCUCUGCCUCCUCUGGAGUGUUGGAACAUCAACCUGUCAGUGCCCUGGGUGAUACGAAGACAAGAGGAAUCCUGUUUGCAUACCGGCCUGCUUCAACUUCUUCCUCACCUGCUCGAAGAGCUGCCGCUGUUUCAUUAUUUUCACAGGGAGGUCAGGGUCAAAGCAUCUGGGUGGUGUGAUGUAACCUAUGGUGCUUUAUUGGACUUAUAAACACUUGGACUGUGCUACAUCGUUACUUUUGUUAUUACUUGCAGAAUGUUUAACAUUGUCAUUUGCCAGUUUUCCUUUAUAUGCUUUAUUUGCCGUUGUUUUAUUUAGCUGACUGGCGGUGUAUUUAUCCUUCACUUCCUACAUCAGAACCUUUAUAGUAGUGGUGGCGAAAUGAAGCUUCAUGAAACCUUGAAGCUUUCCAGACAGGUGUGUUGAAAAGUGGUUCAUUUCAGCAAAUACAGGAAACCACCCGAGAGACAUAGGGCAAGGAUUGACUGUUGGACUGUUUAAAAGAAACAAUUGCAAUUGCAACAAUUCAAGUGCAAUUUAGGUAAACUAAAUAUGAGAUCUAACAUGUAUAUUCUUUGCACUUCAUGGAGACCAUUUGUUCAAGCCUGUGAAAGUACUGUUAAGAUUGAAAGUUAUGAAUGUUUGUUACGUUAACCUAUCUAGGGAAGGGCACGUAAUGAUAGGUGGUUGGUUGUAAGUGAUGCCAGUAGGUGGCAGUAUAACAUCUUAAAAACACAGAGGCAGGUUUAAAAGUAUAUAGAGGAAGUUGGAUAUGAGUUGGGACACAUGAUACAAGAUGACAGCAAUAAAGGCAUCUUAUCUUGCUUGCUUAAAAUAA